AUGACCCGAGGGCCCAUCAUUGUUUGCCAGCUGACCCGUGCUGAACCCCCUCUUUAUUUGAGAUGGAUUGGUCAAUCGAUCCUGGAGGGGAACAAGCUGAGAGAAAACCUUGCAAAAUCCAUUGUUGAACAUGUGGUCCUUGUCGUUGACGUGCUUGGGCUAUGGAGGUAUCUCAGCAAAUUUGGAUACGAAACAGGUACUGGCAGUUUCAACUUCCGAUUCCAGUUAGCUGCGCCCAAAAGCAUCCCCGAACCUGCCGUUCUGCAGCUCGAGGUGUAUUUGGACGAGCAUUGGCCAGAUGUGGAGGCAGAACCUAAUUUUUGCGAACGGCAGAAGCGGGCAAAGCAGGUUCGAAACAUCUCCAUCGGGCCUGGCUCCAAUUGGACGGAAUGGUCUCAAGGCACAUUGAGCCAGAACAUCCGUCCUCACAUUUGGUAUUUCGUUUUAUCGGAUUGUCAGCAGUCGUUAGCCAACUUCACGCAUAGGCUCAAAUUUGAGUUCCACGCGCAACAGCCGAAUGGGUCUGAGUUCAGCGUUGAGAUGCGUUGGAUGUUGCUGGCCAAUGUGCUGUUUCUAGCUUCUUUUAUCGUUUUUCUGCACUGGUUCACAAAGAGGACCCUUGCAUUUGGCAAGAGCGCAGGGUAUGUGCAUCCCGUGAUCUGGACUUUAGCUGCUGGAAUGAUCACCCAGUUCAUUGCUCAGACGAUGCACACCAUCCACUUGCUCGCCUACAAGUAUGACGGGGAUGGCCUCAAAGCGUGUGAAGUCCUCUCCGAGAUUCUUUUCAUGUUGGCGCAGGUGAUUCAAACCUCCUUGCUGAUUUUGAUAGCGCUUGGCUAUACGCUCCUACAGUCCAAGAUUGGGGAGCUGGACUUGAUGAUUCCUAUGUGCUUCAUGAUUGGAGUCAUUCACAUCAUGCUGGUAGGGUUUGGCAAGAUCAAGGAUGAUGCCUCCUACAAGUACCAUGAGAACGAGGGGGUGAUUGGUUGGAUAUUGCUGUCAUUAAGGUUGGGCCUCUAUGGCUGGUUCCUUUGGGCCGUGCAGUCUUCUGCCCGUGAGGGUGGCUUUAAAAUUGCGAACUUCCUGCGGCAGUUCCGAAUCGCCGGCUCGCUUUACUUUCUUGCGUUUCCAGCCAUUUUCUUAGUCACACAACUUUUUGCUCAGUACUUGCAGCACAGCGUCAUGACAAUAGGUCAGAUGGUCAUGCAGACCGGAUUCAAUCUCUGGCUUUCCUCCCUGUUCUUGACCAGAGGGGAGUACUUCAAGGCGCAUACCCUUCGCAGAGGCAAUGCUCUGGUGCUCCUGCAGGCGGUGAUGUGUGUGUGUGUGUUGUUCAGUAGGUUGCUGUCAACUUGGAUGGGAUGUGAGAUGCUUUGGGUUCCUUCGCUGCGGAUGUGGCUCAAGACAAUGCUUGGAGACAGAGCUAGAGCCUGUCUCCGAUUCAAUUCCGCAGUAUAG
This is a messenger RNA of Symbiodinium pilosum, 1458 nucleotides long. The record is from the annotation of a GenBank genome assembly. Lineage: Eukaryota; Dinophyceae; Suessiales; Symbiodiniaceae.